Oxyura jamaicensis (ruddy duck) is the source of this 15504-nucleotide messenger RNA. It is a transcript of the gene MYCBP2, whose product is annotated as MYC binding protein 2. The transcript has 87 exons. NCBI's taxonomy places the organism in Eukaryota, Metazoa, Chordata, Aves, Anseriformes, Anatidae. Gene Ontology annotation, cellular component: nucleus. The record is from RefSeq and is a predicted model, not a curated record. Bases 378 to 14819 code for a protein of 4813 amino acids.
GGGCCGGGGCGGCUGCGCGGCGAGGGCGGCGGCGCCGAGGAGAAACUCCGGAGGGGAAGCGGCGGCCGCCGGCCUCCGCCCCCCGGUAGCGGGAGGAGGAAGCGAAGCGGGCGGCCGGGCCGCCGCCGCCGGCCGCGAGGCGCACGGUCCCGGCCGGAGCUCGGGCGGGCGUUUGGCUCCCCUCCGCCGCCGAGGGGAGGAGCGGCGGCGUCCCCGCAGUCCCGUCCCCGGCGGAUGAGCAGCCCGCGGGGCGGCUUUGGCGGCCUCGCCAUGGCCGGGCCCCGGCGGUGAAGGCAGCGGGAGCCGCCUGCGGCCGCGUUCGUGCCCGCGCCCGGCCGGGAGGCAGCGCAGCCACCAGGGGGCGGGCGGGGAGGGGGAUGAGCGCUGCCGCCGCCGCCGCCUCCUCUGCGGGAGCCGCCGCCUGCACCGGGGCCGAGGGCGGCUUCUUCUUCCUCUCGGGCGGCUCCGCGCCCAUGGGGCCCGAGGAGGGCUCGGCCGGCGGGCUGGGCGCCCUGGCGCCGCCGUCGCUGGGCUGCCGGGGCCGCUACCAGCUGCUGCUCUCGGGGAAGGCCCUGGCCGACAGAUACCGGAAGAUUUACACGGCGGCGCUGAGCGACCGGGAGCUGGGGAGCCACCCGGGCAGGAGUAAGAAACUUUUUAGCAAGAAAAAAUUGAAAAGGAAACAGAAGACUAAAUUAAAAGUAAAAACACGCAACAAGACGGAAAACCUAGAGAGUACAGUAACCAUACCAGAUAUAAGAUUACAUAGCAACCCUUCAGCUUUUAAUGUUUACUGCAAUGUCCGCCACUGUGUAUUGGAGUGGCAAAAAAAGGAAGCAUCUGUAUCUUUGGCUUCAAAGAACAGCGUGCAGAGUGGGGAUUCGGACAGUGAUGAAGAAGAGGAAUCCAAAGAGCCACCUAUUAAACUUCCAAAGAUCAUUGAAGUUGGAUUAUGUGAAGUCUUUGAACUGAUAAAAGAGACAAGAUUUUCCCAUCCAUCCUUGUGUCUCAGGAGCCUACAAGCCCUACUUAAUGUGCUCCAGGGCCAGCAACCAGAAGGCCUGCAAUCAGAGCCUCCUGAAGUCCUAGAAUCCCUGUUCCAGCUUCUUCUGGAGAUAACUGUCCGUAGCACAGGAAUGAAUGACAGUACAGGACAGUCCUUGACAGCACUUUCCUGCGCUUGCCUCUUCAGUUUGGUAGCCGCAUGGGGAGAGACAGGAAGAACGUUGCAAGCAAUCUCUGCUAUCCUCACCAAUAAUGGCAGCCAUGCAUGUCAAACUAUUCAGGUGCCAACCAUUUUAAACUCUCUUCAGCGGAGUGUACAGGCAGUUUUGGUGGGCAAAAUACAAAUCCAGGACUGGUUCAGUAAUGGGAUAAAGAAGGCAGCCUUGAUGCACAAAUGGCCAUUGAAAGAAAUAUCUGUAGAUGAAGAUGACCAGUGCCUGCUUCAGAGCGAUGGUUUUUUCCUGUAUCUCUUAUGUAAAGAUGGACUUUACAAAAUUGGCUCUGGAUAUAGUGGGACAGUGAGGGGCCAUAUAUAUAAUUCUACAUCCCGCAUCAAAAACAGAAAGGAGAAGAAGUCUUGGUUAGGCUAUGCUCAGGGCUAUUUAUUAUAUAGAGAUGCGAACAAUCACAGUAUGACGGCCAUAAGAAUAAACCCUGAAACUUUGGAACAAGACGGUACAGUUGCUUUGCCAGAUUGUCAUACUGAAGGGCAGAAUAUCCUCUUCACUGAUGGAGAAUAUAUUAAUCAAAUAGCAGCAUCUAGAGAUGAUGGCUUUGUAGUGCGAAUAUUUGCAACAAGUACUGAGCCAGUACUGCAACAGGAACUGCAGCUUAAGCUUGCAAGAAAAUGCUUACAUGCCUGUGGCAUCUCAUUGUUUGAUCUGGAAAAAGACUUGCACAUUAUCAGUACAGGGUUUGAUGAGGAAUCGGCUGUCCUUGGUGCUGGAAGAGAGUUUGCCCUUAUGAAAACUGCUAGUGGAAAGAUUUAUUAUACUGGCAAAUAUCAAAGCCUUGGAAUCAAACAAGGUGGUCCUUCAGCAGGAAAAUGGGUUGAACUACCAAUCACGAAAUCUCCAAAGAUUAUUCAGUUCUCUGUUGGACAUGAUGGUUCACAUGCCUUACUUGUUGCAGAUGAUGGAAGUAUAUUCUUCACAGGUUCUGCUAGUAAAGGAGAGGAUGGAGAAUCAACUAAAAGCAGACGGCAGUCAAAACCAUAUAAGCCUAAAAAAAUCAUCAAAAUGGAAGGAAAGAUUGUGAUAUCUACAGCUUGCAAUAAUGGAAGCAGUUCUGUGAUUUCCAAAGAUGGAGAACUCUACAUGUUUGGAAAAGAUGCCAUUUACUCUGAUAGUACAAGUUUAGUAACAGAUUUGAAAGGCCACUUUGUGACUCAAGUAGCCAUGGGCAAAGCUCACACCUGUGUGUUAAUGAAGAAUGGAGAAGUUUGGACAUUUGGCGUAAAUAAUAAAGGACAAUGUGGAAGAGACACAGGCUCCAUGAGCCAGGGAGGAAAAGGUUUUGGAGUUGAGAACAUGGCAACAGCAAUGGAUGAAGAUCUAGAAGAGGAACUUGAUGAAAAAGAUGAGAAGUCCAUGAUGUGUCCUCCAGGCAUGCAUAAAUGGAAGCUGGAGCAGUGCAUGGUGUGCACUGUAUGUGGGGAUUGCACAGGCUAUGGAGCUAGCUGCGUUAGUAGUGGCCGUCCUGACAGAGUUCCUGGAGGAAUCUGUGGCUGUGGCUCAGGUGAGUCAGGCUGCGCUGUAUGUGGCUGCUGCAAGGCGUGUGCUAGAGAACUGGAUGGCCAGGAGGCAAGGCAAAGAGGAAUCCUUGAUGCUGUAAAAGAGAUGAUACCUUUAGAUCUCUUACUGGCUGUCCCUGUUCCUGGAGUUAAUAUUGAAGAACACCUUCAGUUACGGCAAGAAGAAAAGCGGCAGCGUGUAAACAGGAGACACAGAUUGGAAGAAGGAAGAGGCCCCCUUGUAUUUCCUGGUCCUAUUUUUAUGAACCAUCGAGAACAGGCUCUAGCCAGAAUCAGACCCCAUCCAGCACAGCUAAAGCAUAAACGGGACAAGCACAAAGAAGAUAAAAUCAAGAAUCGCAAGCAAUCUGAGACAGUGAUGUUGACUUCAGGAAAAGGACACUCUAACAUUGAAAUGGACGGAAGUGGCGAAAGAGGUGAGAAGGAUGCAAGCAAAAUCACAACCUAUCCACCAGGGGCUGUCCGCUUUGACUGUGAACUGCGAGCUGUACAAGUCAGUUGUGGAUUUCACCAUUCAGUGGUUUUGAUGGAGAAUGGUGAUGUUUACACAUUUGGAUAUGGGCAGCAUGGGCAACUCGGACAUGGUGAUGUUAAUUCCAGGGGAUGUCCUACUUUGGUGCAAGCAUUACCAGGUCCUAGCACGCAAGUUACUGCUGGAAGCAACCAUACAGCUAUUCUCUUAACGGAUGGCCAAGUUUUCACAUUUGGAAGUUUCUCAAAAGGUCAGCUUGGUAGACCAAUUCUGGACAUGCCCUACUGGAAUGCAAAACCAGCACCUAUGCCUAAUAUAGGCUCUAAAUAUGGUCGCAAAGCAACAUGGAUUGGAGCAAGUGGAGACCAGACUUUCCUCCGGAUCGAUGAAGCUCUCAUUAAUUCUCAUGUGCUUGCUACAUCAGAGAUAUUUGCAAGCAGGCAUAUAAUAGGUUUGGUACCAGCCUCAAUAUCAGAACCUCCUCCUUUUAAAUGUCUUCUGAUAAACAAAGUAGAUGGCAGUUGCAAAACAUUCAAUGAUUCUGAGCAGGAAGACCUUCAAGGUUCUGGUGUGUGUCUGGAUCCUGUCUAUGAUGUUAUUUGGAGGUUUCGACCAAAUGCUAGGGAACUGUGGAGUUACAAUGCAGUAGUUGCCGAUUCCAGACUUCCCUCAGCUCCAGACAUGCAAUCCCGGUGUAGUAUUUUGAGUCCAGAACUUGCUCUACCAACAGGUUCCAAAGCUCUAACCACCAGAUCUCAUGCAGCUUUGCACAUUCUAGGUUGUCUUGAUACUUUGGCUGCUAUGCAGGACUUAAAAAUGGGUGUAGCAAAUACAGAAGAAGAGACUCAAGCAGUAAUGAAAGUUUAUUCUAAAGAAGACUAUAGUGUUGUUAACAGAUUUGAAAGUCAUGGAGGUGGCUGGGGUUAUUCAGCCCACUCAGUAGAAGCUAUCCGUUUCUGUGCUGAUACAGAUAUUUUGUUAGGUGGUCUUGGUCUUUUUGGAGGUAGGGGUGAAUAUACUGCAAAAAUAAAGUUGUUUGAAUUGGGUCCAGAUGGGGGAGACCAUGAGACUGAUGGUGACCUUCUUGCUGAAACAGAUGUCUUAGCAUAUGAUUGUGCUGCUAGAGAGAAGUAUGCAAUGAUGUUUGAUGAGCCAGUACUCCUCCAAGCUGGCUGGUGGUAUGUAGCCUGGGCUAGAGUGUCAGGACCUAGCAGUGAUUGUGGAUCUCACGGACAGGCCUCUAUUACUACGGAUGAUGGUGUUGUCUUUCAGUUUAAAAGUUCCAAGAAAUCAAAUAAUGGUACAGAUGUUAAUGCAGGGCAGAUCCCACAGUUACUCUACAGGCUGCCAACAAGUGAUGGUAGUGCAUCCAAAGGAAAACAGCAAACCAGUGAACCUGUGCAUAUUUUAAAGAGGUCUUUUGCCAGAACUGUGUCAGUGGAAUGCUUUGAGUCUUUAUUGAGCAUUCUUCACUGGAGCUGGACAACACUGGUGCUAGGAGUUGAAGAACUUCGCGGACUUAAAGGAUUCCAAUAUACUGCUACUCUUCUGGAUUUAGAAAGAUUACGUUUUGUGGGUACUUGCUGUCUGAGGUUGCUGAGGGUCUACACCUGUGAAAUAUAUCCAAUAUCAGCUACGGCUAAGGCGGUUGUAGAAGAAACCAGCAAACUAGCAGAUUGCAUUGGAAAAACUAGGACCUUGCUGCGAAAAAUCCUAUCUGAAGGAGUUGAUCAUUGCAUGGUCAAGUUGGACAAUGAUCCCCAAGGAUAUCUCAGUCAGCCCCUGAGCCUUUUAGAAGCUGUUCUUCAAGAAUGCCAUAAUACUUUCACAGCUUGCUUUCAUUCUUUUUAUCCAACACCAGCUCUCCAGUGGGCAUGUCUUUGUGACUUGCUCAAUUGUUUGGAUCAGGACAUCCAAGAAGCAAAUUUCAAAACCUCCAGUAGCCGGCUUCUUGCUGCUGUUAUGUCUGCUCUCUGCCACACUUCAGUGAAACUGACCUCUAUUUUUCCAAUUGCUUAUGAUGGAGAGGCAUUGCUGCGAUCAAUGGUAAAACAAGUCAGCACUGAGAAUGACUCUGCUCUGGCCCAUCGUUUUCCUCUUUUGGUUGCACAUAUGGAAAAACUUAGUCAGAGCGAAGAAAAUGUUUCAGGGAUGACAAGCUUUCGGGAAGUGCUGGAAAAGAUGUUGGUCAUUGUUGUUUUACCAGUCCGGAACAGCCUUAGACGAGAAAAUGAACUUUUUUCUUCACAUCUAGUUUCUAAUACCUGUGGGUUGCUUGCUAGUAUUGUGAGUGAACUUACAGCAUCAGCAUUAGGAUCUGAGGUUGAUGGGCUGAACUCUCUUCAUUCUGUCAAAUCCACUCCAAACAGAUUCACUAAAACAAGCCAGGGAAGAAGCUGGAAUACUGGGAAUGGAUCCCCUGAUGCAAUAUGUUUCUCUGUGGACAAGGCUGGUGUAGUUGUAGUAGGCUUUUCUGUUUACGGUGGAGGGGGAAUUCAUGAGUAUGAACUGGAAGUAUUAGUUGAUGAUAGUGAUCAUACUGGAGAUUCAACUCAUUCUCAUAGAUGGACAUCUUUAGAAUUAGUUAAAGGAACUUACACCACGGAUGAUUCUCCCAGUGACAUAGCUGAAAUCAGACUUGAUAAAGUUGUACCACUGAAGGAAAAUGUGAAAUACGCGAUUCGUUUGAGGAAUUACGGAAGCCGGACUGCCAAUGGAGAUGGAGGAAUGACCACAGUUCAGUGUCCAGACGGUGUAACAUUUACCUUUAGUACAUGUAGUCUGAGCAGUAACGGUACAAACCAAACACGCGGACAGAUUCCACAGAUUCUUUAUUACAGGAGUGAGUAUGAUGGAGAUCUGCAAUCACAGCUUUUGAACAAAGCUAAUGAAGAAGACAAAAACUGUAGCAGGGCUCUUUCCGUUGUGAGCGCUGUUGUGCGAGCAGCCAAAGACUUGUUGCACAGAGCUCUUGCUGUAGAUGCUGAAGACAUUCCAGAACUACUGAGCUCUUCCAGUCUGUUCUCAAUGCUGUUACCCCUCAUAAUAGCCUACAUAGGACCAGUUGCAGCAGCGAUUCCCAAGGUUGCUGUUGAGGUCUUUGGCCUAGUGCAACAAUUACUUCCUUCUGUAGCAGUUUUGAAUCAGAAAUAUGCUCCUCCAGCUUUUAACCCAAAUCAGUCUACAGACAGCACCACAGGAAAUCAACCAGAGCAAGGGCUUUCAGCUUGUACUACCUCUAAUCACUAUGCUGUUGUGGAAAGUGAACAUCCCUACAAACCAGCCUGUGUUACUCACUACAAGGUGACUUUUCCUGAAUGUGUCAGGUGGAUAACAAUAGAAUUUGAUACUCAGUGUGGCACUGCUCAGUCCGAGGAUGUUCUUCGUUUACUAAUUCCUGUCAGAAUUGCACAGAGUCUGGGGUUUGGACCAAAGCAUACUUCUGUUCAUGAAAAUCUUAAUUCAUGGAUAGAACUGAAAAAAUUCUCUGGAUCUUCAGGAUGGCCUACAAUGGUAUUAGUAUUGCCAGGAAAUGAAGCUCUUUUUUCUCUGGAGACUGCAUCAGACUAUGUGAAAGAUGAAAAGGCUUGUUUUUAUGGUUUCAAAUGUUAUGCAAUUGGAUAUGAAUUUAGUCCAGGAUCUGAUGAGGGUAUUAUUCAGCUGGAGAAAGAAUUGGCCAAUUUAGGAGGGUCAUGUGCAGCAGCUUUGAUGAAGAAAGAUCUAGCACUUCCUAUUGCAGGUAAUGAAUUUGAAGAAGAUCUUGAGAUUCUUGAAGAAGCUGCUUUACAGGUGUGCAAAUCUCAUUCCGGCAUUCUUGGAAAAGGGUUGGCAUUAUCUCACUCACCAACAAUACUGGAAGCCCUUGAAGGAAAUCUUCCACUGCAGGUACAAAGCAAUGAGCAGUCAUUUCUGGAGGAUUUCAUUGCUUGUGUACCAGGAUCAAGUGGUGGACGACUUGCAAGAUGGCUUCAGCCAGAUUCAUAUGCUGAUCCUCAAAAAACAUCAUUGAUUUUGAAUAAGGAUGACAUUCGUUGUGGUUGGCCAACUGUUAUUACAGUACAAACAAAAGACCAGUAUGGGGAUGUUGUUCAUGUUCCUAAUAUGAAGGUAGAAGUCAAAGCUAUUCCUGUUUCUCAGAAAAAAACAUCUUUGCAACAAGAGCAAGUUAAAAAGGUGCAACGGAUACCAGGGAGUCCUGCAGCAGCUGCUUCCCCUACUGCUGAUAUGACUUUCGGAGGACUUCCUUCACCAAAGCUUGAUUCUUCUUAUGAGCCAAUGAUCGUAAAAGAAGCUCGAUAUAUUGCUAUUACAAUGAUGAAGGCAUAUGAAAAUUACUCAUUUGAAGAACUACGCUUUGCUUCACCGACACCAAAGAGACCCAGUGAAAACAUGCUGAUCAGAGUCAAUAAUGAUGGUACAUACUGUGCAAACUGGACUCCCGGUGCUGUUGGUCUCUAUACCAUUCAUGUUACUAUAGAUGGCAUUGAAAUAGAUGCUGGGCUAGAAGUGAAAGUAAAAGAUCCUCCAAAGGGAAUGAUACCACCUGGAACACAGCUUAUUAAACCAAAGGCAGAGCCUCAGCCAAACAAGGUUCGCAAAUUUGUGGCCAAGGACAGUGCAGGGCUUCGUAUCCGUAGCCACCCUUCCCUUCAGAGUGAGCAAAUAGGCAUAGUGAAAGUCAAUGGAUCCAUCACUUUCAUUGACGAGAUCCACAAUGAUGAUGGUGUUUGGCUGAGGCUGAAUGAUGAGACAAUAAAGAAGUAUGUUCCUAACAUGAAUGGUUACACUGAAGCCUGGUGCCUCUCUUUUAACCAACAUCUUGGCAAGAGCCUUCUGGUACCUGUUGACAAUGUCUUUAAUGCUAGCCAAGGAGUAAGGGAUUUGGACUUUUUUUCAUGGACUUCCAAAGCUUUACCCCCUAAGGAAUCUAGGUCUAAUACUGAUGAUUUUUUCAAAGACCUAAAUUCACACUGCCCGCAGGAAGCAGUGAUGCAAGAACAAGAUAUGCCAUUCCUUCGAGGUGGUCCUGGAGUGUACAAGGUAGUGAAGACUGGCCCAUCAGGUCACAACAUCAGAAGCUGCCCUAACCUUAGAGGUAUCCCAAUUGGAAUGUUAGUUCUGGGAAACAAAGUCAAGGCAGUGGGCGAGGUGACUAACUCAGAAGGUACAUGGGUGCAAAUGGAUAAGAACAGCAUGGUAGAAUUCUGUGAAAGUGAUGAAGGCGAGGCGUGGUCGUUAGCUAGAGACAGAGGUGGAAACCAGUACCUCCGACACGAAGAUGAGCAAGUUCUUCUAGACCAGAAUGUUCAGACUCCUCCCCCAAGUCCAUUUUCAAUACAAGCUUUCAGUAAGGGAACAAGCUGUAGUAACGGACAAGGGUUUGAUUAUGGCCUUGGAAAUAACAAAGUUUUGACUGUUUUGCCCGCUACAGGUGACCAACUGAGUGCCAUACUGAAUUCCAUUCAGUCACGGCCAAAUCUCCCAGCUCCUUCCAUCUUUGAUCAAGCUGCAAAACCUCCCUCUUCCCUAGUCCACAGUCCAUUUGUGUUCGGACAGCCCCUUUCCUUCCAGCAGCCUCAGCCACAGCUUCAGAAAACUUCAUCCUGCUGCCUUGCUUCUCGUGAGCGUAUUUACAAAUCUAGUGAUGUAGCUGGGCCUGCCUCUGCUAUUUCAUCUCUCUCUCACAAACUGAAGGGUGACCGAGUGAAUUUCACAGGAGCUGCUAGACCGAUUUCUCCAGCAGGAAAAUCAGACAUGUCAAAACACAGAGCUGACAGCAGGUCACCCAAGCUUGAUGUGCGAAUGAACAGAGCUGCUGCUGACCAGAAGAAACCCAGGAAUACAGAAGGGUUAUCUGCCAGUGAAUCUCUUCUGCUGAAAUCAGAUGCUGCAAAAUUGCGGUCAGAUUCUCACAGUAGAUCUUUGUCUCCAAAUCAUAACACUUUGCAAACACUAAAAACUGAUGGAAGAACUACUACUGGUCUGAGAGCUGAAUCUCCAGGGCCAGGAACUCGGUCAUCUUCUCCAAAGACAAAGACGCUUACAGCAGUUAGGCCUGGUGCUAGUUCUCCACGGUCCUCCUCGCCUCAUGAUAAAACUCUACCUCAGAAAGCUCCAUCUCCAGUAAAAACAAAGCUUGAUCCUCCUCGAGAACGUUCCAAAUCAGAUUCUUACACGUUAGAUCCAGACACCCUUCGCAAAAAGAAAGUACCUCUAACAGAACCCUUAAGAGGGAGGUCCACUUCACCCAAACCAAAAAUUAUUACAAAAGAUGGAAAACCUGUUACCGAAACUGAAAACAGAGCUCCGUCCCCUCAUGUUGUACAAGAAAAUCUUCACAGUGAGGUUGUUGAAGUGUGUACGUCAAGUACUUUAAAGACUAACAGCAUUACAGAUAGCACCUGUGAAGACAACACAGAAUUCAGAAGUCUGGAUGAUGGUUCUAAUAAAGUUCAUUUCAGCAUAGGAAAAGCACCCCUGAAAGAUGAGCAAGACAUGAGAGCAUCUCCAAAAGUGAGCCGUAAAUGUGCUGGUAGGCACACAAGACCCAAAAAGGAGAAAUCCAGUUUUCUUUUCAAAGGAGAUGGAUCCAAACCUGUAGAGCCAGCCAAGCAAGCAAUGUCACCUUCUGUCGCAGAAUGUGCUAGAGCUGUAUUCGCUGCGUUUCUUUGGCAUGAGGGAAUAGUUCAUGAUGCUAUGGCUUGUUCAUCUUUUUUGAAGUUUAAUCCAGAACUGUCCAAAGAGCAUGCACCAAUACGAAGCAGUCUUAAUCAACAACCUGCAGAGGAAAAAGAAACCAAGUUAAAAAAUAGACAUUCAUUGGAAAUAUCAUCUGCUCUUAAUAUGUUUAACAUUGCACCGCAUGGACCAGAUAUAUCUAAAAUGGGUAGCAUCAACAAGAACAAAGUCCUCUCAAUGUUAAAAGAACCACCUUUGCAUGAAAAGUGUGAGGAUGGAAAAACUGAAACUACCUCUUUUGAAACAUCCAGUCACCACACGAUGAAAUCCAAGUCUCCUCUUCCAUUAACACUGCAGCACUUGGUAGCUUUCUGGGAAGAUAUUUCUUUAGCAACUAUUAAAGCAGCAUCCCAAAAUAUGAUUUUUCCAAGUCCUGGUUCUUGUGCAGUGUUGAAGAAGAAGGAAAGUGACAAAGAUAACAAGAAAACCAAAAAAGAGAAAAAGAAAAAGGAAAAGGUUGAGACUAGGCCAAGGGGAAAUCUUUUUGGUGAGAUGGCCCAGCUUGCAGUAGGAGGACCUGAAAAAGACACCAUCUGUGAGUUGUGUGGAGAAUCCCAUCCAUAUCCAGUGACUUACCACAUGAGACAGGCUCAUCCAGGUUGUGGCCGUUAUGCAGGUGGCCAAGGUUAUAAUAGCAUUGGACACUUCUGUGGAGGAUGGGCUGGUAACUGUGGUGAUGGGGGUAUUGGAGGAAGCACUUGGUAUUUGGUUUGUGAUCGAUGCAGAGAAAAAUAUCUCCGUGAAAAGCAAGCAGCAGCAAGAGAAAAGAUUAAACAAUCUAGGAGAAAACCAAUGCAAGUUAAGACUCCUCGUGCCUUGCCAACCAUGGAAGCUCAUCAAGUGAUUAAAGCCAAUGCACUGUAUUUGCUGUCACUGAGCAGUGCUGCUGAACCCAGUAUCCUCUGCUAUCACCCUGCAAAAGCAUUCCAGUCUCAACUUCCCAGCGUCAAAGAAGGAAUUUCCGAAGACUUUCCCAUUAAAAUGCCGUGUCUCUAUCUACAGACUUUAGCAAGGCAUCAUCAUGAAAACUUUGUUGGGUACCAGGAUGACAACCUCUUCCAGGAUGAGAUGAGGUACCUGCGCUCAACUUCAGUACCUGCACCAUACAUCUCAGUUACUCCCGAUGCAAGCCCUAAUGUCUUUGAAGAGCCAGAGAGUAACAUGAAAUCUAUGCCCCCAAGUUUGGAAACCAGCCCAAUAACAGAUACAGACCUAGCAAAGCGUACAGUCUUUCAAAGAUCAUAUUCAGUUGUUGCAUCAGAAUAUGACAAACAGCACUCAAUUUUGCCAGCACGUGUAAAGGCAAUCCCUAGGAGACGAGUCAACAGUGGAGAUGCAGAAGUGGGCUCCUCUCUCCUGAGACAUCCAUCUCCUGAACUUUCUCGGUUAAUCUCCGCCCACAGCUCUCUUUCCAAAGGAGAGAGAAAUUUCCAGUGGCCAGUAUUGGCAUUUGUAAUCCAGCAUCAUGAUCUGGAAGGACUUGAAAUAGCAAUGAAACAAGCCUUACGGAAAUCUGCUUGCCGAGUAUUUGCUAUGGAGGCUUUUAACUGGCUUCUUUGUAAUGUCAUUCAAACAACUUCUCUUCAUGAUAUUUUAUGGCAUUUUGUGGCUUCCCUGACACCUUCACCUGUAGAACCUGAAGAGGAGGAGGAUGAAGAAAAUAAAUCAAAUAAGGAAAAUGCAGAACAAGAGAAAGACACAAGAGUGUGUGAACAUCCUCUGUCAGAUAUAGUAAUUGCUGGUGAAGCAGCUCACCCAUUACCCCACACUUUUCAUCGUCUGCUCCAGACAAUCUCUGAUCUUAUGAUGUCUCUACCCAGUGGUAGUGCAUUACAGCAAAUGGCCUUAAGGUGUUGGAGUCUCAAAUUCAAACAAUCUGAUCACCAGUUCCUGCACCAGAGCAAUGUUUUCCAUCAUAUCAACAAUAUUUUGUCUAAAUCGGAUGAUGGAGAUAGUGAAGAGAGUUUUAGUAUCAGUAUACAGUCAGGUUUUGAAAUCAUGAAUCAGGAACUCUGUAUAGUGGUUUGUCUAAAAGACCUAACAAGCAUUGUUGACAUUAAAACAUCAAGCCGACCUGCCAUGAUUGGUAGUUUAACAGAUGGGUCUACAGAAACGUUCUGGGAGUCAGGAGAUGAAGACAAAAACAAAACUAAAAACAUCACAAUUAACUGUGUAAAAGGAAUCAAUGCACGUUAUGUGUGUGUUCAUGUAGACAAUUCCAGAGAUCUUGGGAACAAAGUGACUUCAAUGACCUUCUUAACUGGCAAGGCAGUAGAAGAUCUCUGCAGAAUAAAGCAGGUAGACUUGGAUUCAAGACAUAUUGGCUGGGUAACAAGUGAACUUCCUGGGGGUGAUAAUCACAUCAUCAAAAUUGAAUUGAAAGGUCCAGAGAACACACUCAGAGUUCGACAAGUGAAAAUUCUUGGAUGGAAAGAUGGUGAAAGCAUUAAAAUAGCAGGCCAGAUUUCUGCAAGUGUAGCUCAGCAAAGAAACUGUGAAUCUGAGACGCUGAGAGUAUUCCGACUUAUUACGUCCCAGGUAUUCGGAAAACUCAUCUCCGGUGAUGCUGAGCCAACCCCAGAACAAGAAGAAAAAGCACUAUUGUCUUCCCCAGAAGGAGAAGAAAAAGUACACAAUGCAACAUCAGAUGCGGACCUGAAAGAGCACAUGGUAGGAAUCAUAUUCAGCCGGAGCAAACUGACAAAUUUGCAAAAGCAGGUAUGUGCUCAUAUAGUCCAGGCCAUACGAAUGGAAGCGACGCGUGUGCGUGAGGAGUGGGAGCGUGCCAUCUCUAGCAAAGAGAAUGCCAACUCACAACCUAAUGAUGAAGAUGCUUCUUCUGACGCAUAUUGCUUUGAGCUGCUGUCAAUGGUGCUGGCAUUGAGCGGUUCCAAUGUAGGCCGGCAGUAUCUGGCUCAGCAGCUGACUCUGCUCCAGGAUCUCUUCUCUUUGUUACACACAGCCUCUCCUAGGGUGCAGAGACAGGUAACAUCAUUACUAAGACGUGUUUUGCCUGAGGUAACCCCAAGUCGCCUGGCUAGUAUCAUAGGAGUGAAGUCUCUUCCACCAGCAGAUAUAAGUGAUAUAAUUCACUCAACAGAAAAAGGAGAUUGGAAUAAACUGGGUAUCUUAGAUAUGUUUUUGGGAUGCAUUGCCAAAGCUCUCACUGUACAGCUAAAAGCCAAAGGAACUACUAUAACUGGGACAGCUGGCACUACUGCAGGCAAAGGAGUUACUACAGUCACACUUCCCAUGAUCUUCAAUUCCAGCUAUAUUCGGCGAGGUGAAAGCCAUUGGUGGAUGAAGGGUUCAACACCUACACAGAUUUCAGAGAUCAUUAUUAAGCUGAUUAAAGACAUGGCAGCAGGUCAUCUGUCAGAAGCUUGGUCCCGUGUGACAAAAAAUGCUAUUGCUGAAACCAUCAUAGCUCUGACCAAAAUGGAAGAAGAAUACCGAUCACCAGUGAGGUGCAUUGCAACAACCAGAUUGUGGCUGGCCCUAGCAUCCCUCUGUGUACUUGAUCAGGAUCAUGUUGAUAGACUGUCAUCAGGAAGAUGGAUGGGAAAGGAUGGACAACAGAAACAGAUGCCGAUGUGUGAUAACCAUGAUGAUGGUGAAACUGCUGCAAUCAUUUUAUGUAAUGCCUGUGGGAAUUUGUGUACAGAUUGUGACCGAUUCCUUCAUCUCCAUCGACGAACAAAAACUCAUCAGAGACAGGUAUUCAAAGAAGAAGAAGAAGCUAUCAAAGUUGAUCUUCAUGAGGGUUGUGGUAGGACCAAGCUUUUCUGGCUGAUGGCAUUAGCAGAUUCUAAGACUAUGAAAGCUAUGGUGGAGUUCAGAGAACAGACAGGCAAACCGACCACCAGCAGUUCCGAAGCGUGUCGUUUCUGUGGUUGUAGGAGUGGAACAGAAUUAUCAGCAGUGGGAAGCGUUUGUUCUGACACAGAUUGCCAGGAGUAUGCUAAAAUUGCCUGCAGCAAGACACAUCCCUGCGGUCAUCCAUGUGGAGGUGUUAAGAAUGAAGAGCACUGUCUGCCAUGUUUGCAUGGUUGUGAUAAGAAUGCUACCACUCUUAAACAAGAUGCUGAUGACAUGUGUAUGAUCUGUUUCACUGAAGCACUUUCGGCAGCACCAGCUAUCCAGUUGGACUGCAGCCAUGUUUUCCAUUUGCAAUGCUGUCAACGUGUACUAGAAAACAGAUGGCUUGGGCCAAGGAUAACUUUUGGGUUUAUGUCCUGUCCUAUUUGCAAGAACAAAAUCAAUCACACAGUAUUAAAGGAUUUGCUUGAUCCAAUCAAAGAACUCUAUGAAGAUGUGAGGAGAAAAGCACUGAUGAGAUUGGAGUAUGAAGGGUUGCACAAGAGUGAGGCCAUCACAACACCAGGUGUUAGAUUUUAUAAUGACCCAGCUGGCUAUGCCAUGAACAGAUAUGCUUAUUAUGUUUGCUACAAAUGCAAAAAGGCAUAUUUUGGUGGCGAAGCUCGUUGUGAUGCUGAGGCUGGACAAGGAGAUGACUAUGAUCCAAGAGAGCUUAUUUGUGGUGCAUGUUCUGAUGUUUCAAGGGCUCAGAUGUGUCCCAAACACGGUACGGAUUUCUUAGAGUACAAAUGCCGCUACUGCUGUUCAGUUGCUGUUUUUUUCUGUUUUGGGACAACACAUUUUUGCAACGCUUGCCAUGAUGAUUUCCAAAGAAUGACAAGCAUCCCUAAAGAAGAACUCCCACACUGUCCUGCAGGUCCCAAAGGUAAACAACUUGAAGGAACAGAAUGUCCACUUCAUGUUGUCCAUCCACCCACCGGUGAAGAAUUUGCUCUGGGUUGUGGGGUUUGCAGAAAUGCUCACACUUUUUAGACUUUUUUUUUUAACCAGAGCAAAACAGGUGCCCUCAUCCCACAAGUGUCCUGACAAUAAAGUCCAGCUGGGAUGAGGAUGGGACCAUUUCAUAACCCAGGUAAAAGGAACAAUUUACAGUGCAAGAAGGAUGCCAAAUACUAUGUACAUAAUUCUUGCUGUGAGAAAUUGACAUUUUUUGAACCGAGACAUCAAAACUUGUGAGGUGUUUGCAUGUGGCCAUUACAGUCAUCGGCUAGGAAACAUUGGACAUUUACAAAUAAAUAAUUGCUAUUAAAGGAUCUGUGUGUCUGUGGACUAUGAAUGAUGCUGGCUUUCAGGAGAAAGAAAAAAAAUAUUGAUUAUUGUAUACUGACUUUUUGUAAUCUUGUACAAUUGUAACGCAUCACAAGUGGGGAUGGGAAAGAGGAAUAUUCUGGUUUAUUUCCUAGACUGUUAUUAAAAAAAAGUGUUAGGAAGGCAUAAAUGUAACAAGUAUCACACUGUAUAUAAAGGUAUCAAUGUUUGUCCUGUAUAAGAAUUAUUAAAUUACAACAGCAGUUUCAUUUAAACUUCUGGGUUAUGUUUGAGCCUGAAAUUUUAAUGAAGUGCAAUACUGAGUGUGCCUCAUAUCUUGCAGCUGUAAACAUAAUGGAAUGUACAUGUCAAUAAAGCCACUGUACAUUUUUAUACAGUGAAAGUCUAA